AUGAUGGACCUGAAUCGAGCAGCUUUACACCAGUUCAUCGCUCAGCCCGUCUCGGGGGAGAUGGUGGCUCAUCUGGCUCUCCAGGCUGCGCGGGUCAUCCGCUGUGAAACCGCAACCACACGCCGGGCUCAUGGCCAGCCCACUCCGCCCAGUACUCCUCCCAUGGACGACGCUGUCGACCCGAGUUUACCACUAUUGCCGUCCGUUGAAAACUUUAUCGCAUCGCUAGUCGACCGCUCCCACGUCCAGGUGCCAACCCUAAUGACAUCCCUUGUGUACCUCGCUCGUCUGCGUGCCCGCCUGCCUCCAGUCGCCAAGGGCAUGCGCUGCACCGUUCAUCGCAUCUUUCUUGCAUCCCUGAUCCUGGCUGCCAAAAACCUCAACGACUCGAGCCCUAAGAACAAGCACUGGGCUCGGUACACUGCCGUCAAGGGCUACGAGGGAUUUGGGUUUUCCCUUCCGGAGGUUAAUCUAAUGGAACGUCAACUUCUCUUCCUUCUGGAUUGGGAUACUCGGGUCAAUGAGAGUGAUCUCUUCCUUCACCUGGAACCUUUCCUUGCCCCCAUUCGUCAUUAUCUUCAGAUCCAAGAACAGCGGGAGGCAGAGCUGCGCCACCCCCGAGAGUGGCGACGCUUCCAUGCUUCCGCAGAGCUGUUGGCCUGUCGCCUGCGUCGCCAGAAGCUGGAUGCCCGCCUGGAUGCCCGCCGUCGACUCCCACCCAGCCCUCGAUCGUCCGCAUCUCUGUCGUCGAUGUCCUCGUGUUCGAGUCUGCAAAGUAACUCUCCGUCCUCCAUGGCGGACUCCGACCGGUACCAACCUUACCCUCCGCGACGACGGCCUUCCUCCCGCCACGGCAUGUCGACCUCUCCCCCGUCGGUCCAGGAUGUCCCUGGCCUGUCUCGGGCUGAGACCGUCCCCUCCCUUAGCUCGCGCGCUUCUAGCGUUGCGCCAAGCACCCGGAGCAAUACCCCGGCUAGUCUGCGCCCCUCCAGCUCGUCGACAAGUAUGAAAGAUGUGCAUGUGGUCGAUUCAUCGCGCAGUCCCGGCCUCAGCAGUGGAUACGUCCACCUUCCGUCCAUGAUGAUCCCGGCCAAUGUGGCAAAAAGCGAUGAUUUCCAACAACCUAGCAAGAAAAUGCGAGUGACCGGCCAUACGAGCAGCGCUGGGUUUGUGGCGCGCUUCUUGGCAUCGGCGACUGGCUCGUACAUGGGUGGCCGGAUGCGUCCUCAUGUUUAA
Aspergillus ochraceoroseus IBT 24754 is the source of this 1236-nucleotide messenger RNA. Its product is annotated as cyclin family protein. Gene Ontology annotation, molecular function: cyclin-dependent protein serine/threonine kinase regulator activity; protein kinase binding. The coding region runs from base 1 to 1236 and encodes 411 amino acids. The record is from RefSeq and is a predicted model, not a curated record. Gene Ontology annotation, biological process: regulation of cyclin-dependent protein serine/threonine kinase activity. The transcript has a single exon. Lineage: Eukaryota; Fungi; Ascomycota; Eurotiomycetes; Eurotiales; Aspergillaceae. Gene Ontology annotation, cellular component: cyclin-dependent protein kinase holoenzyme complex; nucleus.